AUGGCCCAACCUGGAGUUAAUGCUCCCCCUCAGUCCAAAGCCCCCCCUGCCCAGUGGAAUGACGCUGAGACCGCAGCCCUUGUGGACUAUCUAUAUGAUCAUCGCUCAGAGGCUGAAGGGGCAGGCAACUUCAAGCAACAGGUUCUUAGCUCUGCUGCAGAGUACAUCAACAACCAUGAGGCACUUCAAUCCACUCGGGCAGGCCCACUGAAGACAGCUAAAUCCACUCGAAACAAGUGGACUUCACUCAAAACCACUUUUCAUGCCAUUGAGAAGUAUCGCAAUCAGACAGGGGUCCACUGGGACAAUGAGACUGGAGGUGGAAUUGAAGGACCUUCGGCUGCGACUGUAUGGACAUCGUAUAUCAAGGUAUUUCCCCUCGUUUUUAUAUUUAUUUGA
Molecule: messenger RNA, 399 nt
Organism: Suillus plorans
Lineage: Eukaryota; Fungi; Basidiomycota; Agaricomycetes; Boletales; Suillaceae
Exons: 2
Coding region: 1-399 (132 amino acids)
Source: RefSeq, a predicted model, not a curated record